This is a messenger RNA of Suillus subaureus, 2311 nucleotides long. RefSeq lists its product as uncharacterized. The transcript has a single exon. The coding region runs from base 74 to 1834 and encodes 586 amino acids. The record is from RefSeq and is a predicted model, not a curated record. Lineage: Eukaryota; Fungi; Basidiomycota; Agaricomycetes; Boletales; Suillaceae.
CAUCCGCAUUAAUGAUUACCAUUAGCUUCGUAAGGGAACCCCUGGCGCUCGAUUACCACAUGAACCAUGGGACAUGGAACCUAUUUCCCAUCUCGGUAUCACAUCUGCUUCUUCUGCGGAACCAAUAGCGGGGCCCUCCCAGCGGCAACGUGCAGCUACUGUCCCGCAAACGCCAGAGCCUUUGGAUACCAGACAAGACUUUACACUCAGUUUAGAAGGUCCCCCCUCACCGGCGUGUUCAUCAAUAUCAGAGAAAAUACCCACAGAUCCGGAUGACCCCGAGAGUAGCUCUCAUUCCACCAAUGAAAGACCAGCCUCAGUACAGCUUGAUGAUGCCGACAUCGAUUCCCUCCCGUCCCUUUCAUUUACACCUCAGGCUUCUUCAUCUGCGCUCUCACGUUCCUCAUCCAUAUCAUCUUCCCCGUGGUCCACAACUGCGACCGACCAAAAUAGUAUUUCUGUCAGCCACGUUCAUGAUUCGGAAAUGUCUUUCGUCCACGAGGUCAAUGGCAUGGAUGAAGAUCAUCCUCUCAGCUAUCACUCUGAUUUUGAUUACUACACACAGCCGCACUCUGAUUAUUCGGAGUCAGACUGGGACUUACCUUCGAAGGUAACAUCUGAAACCCCUUACCCAGAAGUUGCGCCCACACCAUACACCUCUUUUACUCUCCUGAAACAUCUUCGGACCUCACACGAUCGUUUCAAACUAUGCCUGGAAUCCUACACGACCUGCCCAAAAACAAGAAGCCAAAUCUCUCACCAAGACAUGAAGAUGCUCCACGCGAUGGUGAUGGCACACCUGACCAACGAGGGCCCACCCCCAGGGCGAGACCGUGAUGAGGACAGACGAGGCCAUAAAUACGGAGGAAGAGCGGAGGGGGGUAAUUCUGGAAAUCAUGGUUCUGGAGGGUACGGUCACGAGGGUGGUGGGGACGAUGGGGAUAGAGAGCGUAGGCCAAGCACACGUUCACCAGCAUGGAGCGACUCGGAUUACAGCUCUUCUUCAGAUGAAGGAGAUAACGGUACCGUUUACUAUAGCGUGGAUGGACACUCCUCUCGACCGCCAUCUCGUACACGUUCCGUUCGCUCAAGGAUGGUUUCUUGUUCUGAUGAUGAUGUGCCACUCGCUCAAAGCAUGCCAACGGCACUCACGGCCCAAAAGUCUAUUCGAAGGCAAUUGCGUGAUGAGCGCUACCAACGAAAGAUGCAGCGUGCGAAGGGCACUCGCGCAGUAAUGCCGUCCGAACGACCUCCUGUUCCUGCCCUUCCUCCUACUGUCAUACAUGGUCGACAACGUUCUGCGUCCGUCACGCCCUCGCUUGCCCCAUCAAGAGGCGAGAGGACUCGUGGCAGGCCAGCUCCCCUCGAACCUUUCCCCGUUGAUGAUUUGGCGAUGAAAUUAGCAAACUUUCAAAUGGUGACACCUCCGUCGACCGCGUCGCCUUCCUAUAAUGGGAUUGCUUCUGCACCACUACCUGCAAGAGUACCUAUUUCUGGCUCUGGUCCACGGAUUCACAGUCCGCAAGCUGUGGACGAGAUGGCGUUCCUCCAACACGUUCCGACUUAUACCACCGACAAACCUCCUCAAGAUCGGCAGUUGAGAUCCACGCGAUCUUUCCAUCGUCCAGAGGGACGAACGGUGAAUACAGCUCAGCCACGCCGAGAGUUGUCCUUGUCGCAACGCCCCGGACGUAGACCGACGACUGCUUCGCGCAGACCAGAAGACCCGCCUGUGCGCCGGGACAAGUCCGUCACCCAUCCAUCCAGAGAUGGUUUUGAGAUUCGCAAUGCCUCAGACCCGCUACUUGAGGUCCGCCCGUCCAAGCGAGGAUAGUAGAAGACCAACACCAGUAGUCCCUCGCGUCUCCGUAGAUCAGGAUGCAGAGCAGCGUGUUCUUCAACGCCCUCCCGUCGAGAUGAUACAUUCACGAUCUCAGCCUUUGCCUACGUCAAAAGUACAGGUCACCCAGCAACGGGUCUUUAUUGGAGAUAUGCAAAGGUUCAACACAGUGGAGAUUACCUCCAAUACCAAUGCUGGUGAUGUCAUUGCCUUGAUUGCAAGCCAAGGAUCGUUGGAUAAUACGGCAGUCUGGAUGCUGUUCGAGCUUGCGAAUGAUUUUGGCAUGGGUAGGCAGGUUUCACAUCUUCUGUGAACAUCAAGUGACUCGCAAUUACAGAACGUCCUAUCCGAAGUUACGAGCUACUAUCAGAUGUCACUGCUUCUUGGAACAAAGACAAACUUCUGAAUGCCUUUGUGGUCAAACGCACCUACCUGACGCCCUUCUUGAGCCGUUCGGUAAGUUUCUUACUU